Molecule: messenger RNA, 4854 nt
Organism: Drosophila eugracilis
Lineage: Eukaryota; Metazoa; Arthropoda; Insecta; Diptera; Drosophilidae
Gene: PNUTS
Product: serine/threonine-protein phosphatase 1 regulatory subunit 10
Exons: 6
Coding region: 1054-4509 (1151 amino acids)
Molecular function (GO): metal ion binding
Source: RefSeq, a predicted model, not a curated record
ACAGUCAAAGGACGGUCACACGAUUUGUUAACAUAAGCGAAGCGCACGCAGGAAUUUUCGGACAGAGAAAAAGAAAGAUCGUCGCAAAUAAAAUAUCUAACAAAUUGUAAGGCCUUUAAACAAUUGCACUUAUAUAUUUUCUGGUAGACAUAUUAAAUUAUUAUAUCGACCAAAGUGUCUGCGGAUAAUGCCGCCAGCCGCACAAAUUUAGGGGCGUUGACGUGAACGAAAACGGCGUAAAGCCAAUUAAUUAGCAUUAUCGAAGGAAAUAAUCAAUACAAAGUGGAAGAAAUUGUUGUAGUUUCUAUAUAAACGCAUAUAUCUCGCAUUUCAUUUGGUAAAAAUUUAAUUACGCAUUUGUGAAAAAUUGUGAAAAUCAAAAUGGCGUCAUUUUUGUGUGCGUGGCAGAGCGCUGCCAACCUUCUGGAGAAAAUCGAAACUGAGUAGCUUUCACUUUCUGUUUAUCCCAAAAGUCAUUUUGGGUUUAAUAAAGCAGAAAGCUGAGACUCAUUCAUACUACAAACGUUCAGGCAAUCGCAUGUUUUAAUUAUUCUAAGAAAUUGUUUUCUUUUUGGAGAGUGGACAGCACGCGGGGUUGCUCUGGCUUAUCGAUUACCGAUAGCUGCGCUGCAUACAUUUCCGCAUUUCAACAGUGCUUGAAAAAAUCGCGAAGAACACGUUUUUCUGCUGCUCUGCAAAACAAGAAAUCUCUACGAAGGAGGGGUUGGUUUACUGCCAAUUUAUAAAAUAAAAGAAAAUAAUAUUUCAUUUUCUGGCCCCAUCAGUCAGAAUUUGUUUUAUACUCGAUGCAAAAGUGAAUUAUAACUUUUCAAAGGCUUUCUAAAGCGAUUGUUAAUGGAAUUACGUAAUCUGUGGAAAUUUAUUAUCCAUUAAAUCACGCACACCAACAAUACAGCGUCACUAUACGCACGCACGUACACAUACACACGCACGUGCGCAUAUGGUCAUACCUGCAAGUGGGGGAGAGAGACGGCAAUAGUGCUUAUAGCGUUGCCAGAUUAUUUGUCCCCAAACAAAAAAAGAAAAAGGAAAAUGCCUCGCAUAGUGCCAUUGCAAUUGCUAAGGUGCCUGCGGGUGCUUUUGGACAACAAUGGUGGGAUACUAAGCCCAGUGGAGGUGAAGCGCAUAUCGGGCUUAAUGGCCAAAUAUUCGAAAAAACUCGUUUCGAAAUGUGUUUAUGUACAAAUACUGAAAUCCACGAAGACGGAACUACUGGGAGAUUUUAUGGCCGUGGGCGGUUGGUCGUUGGUCUACACUUGGCUAAACGACGCAAUUAGGGCGAUGAACUGGCCAUUGGUUCAGGAAAUCCUGGAACUGUUGCUCCUCUCCCCCGUAGAUGUCAAUCGGCUGAAGAUAAACUCGGCACCCAUUUUGGUCAAGGGUCUUUGCAAGGAUGGCGGCAAUGAAGGUGUUCGCAUUUUGGCCAAACGUUUGGUAGAGCAGUGGCUGAAGAUUGUGACGGAGAACACAAGUGUGAUGCUCCAGCCUGCUGGGGCUCAGAGCACAGCAUCUGCUGCUCUCCAGACUUCUGCUGCAGCUGCUGCCGUUCCAAUUCCGGAUUCAGCUUCCUCUUCAGACAGCACGGAUAGUGCCGGCGCACCCGUGACGUAUACCAUCACUUCAGCGGCUAACAGCAGCAAUUCCAAUAGCAUAACCAUCAAAUGGAAGCCGGUUGUGGAUAAACCAGAAGGCGGAGAUGAAACUGACUCCGCAGCAGUCCAAAAAGACGGGGAGGAGCCACAGGAAGAUGUUUCUGCGGCCGAUAUCAGUCUGGGGAAAAAGUCCACUUUAGAUGAUAGUUGUUCAGCGGCAGAGGUUAAGUCCGGGGAGGACGUUGAUAAUAAGAAGCAUAAGAGCGCCAAAAGCGAUAAGAGUAAGCGGUCCGAAAAGGACCGCGAAAAGGAUAGGAAGAAGGAGAGUUCCUCGAGUCACAGGUCCUCCUCAUCUAGCCAUAAGUCCUCCUCUUCAUCGUCGUCCUCCUCUUCGAAGAGUAGUUCCUCCAAGAGCUCCUCUUCUUCCUCCUCCCAUCGCAGUUCUAGCGAUAAGUACAGGGAUAAGGACAAGGCUCGUUCCAGUUCCGGCUCCUCUAGUUCAAGCAAGGACCGGGAGCGCAGCAGCAGUUCGUCCUCCUCUUCCUCGAAUAAACACAAGUCCUCAAAGUCCUCUUCAUCGUCGUCGUCGUCGAGCUCUAGUUCUAGUUCUAGUUCGUCCAAAGAUCGUAAAGACAAGUCGACUUCGUCAUCGUCCUCAUCCUCAAAGCAGGAGAAGGACAAAGAUAACAAGCUGAUGCCUCCACCCGCAAUGGCGCCAGCUGCAGCUUCAUCUCCUACUGCUUCAUCCAAAGAAUCCGAGGCACAGAAGUCUAGGUCCAUACCCAUCAUGUCCAGAAAGGCUUCCAUUUCUAUAGAGAUUCGCCGGGACACUGAAAAGACGGCUACCGUAAAGACGUACCAGUCUAAAUUUAGAUCGCAUGGCCUGACGGAAGAGGCGCCGCCACCUCCAUCGCGCAAGGGUCUAAAAAAGCCCACAUCGUCGACGACUUCCGCCCCGCCUACUCUGUUGGCAGUACCGCCGCCAAUGAAGCGUCUUUCACCCCCGCCCAGGGACUCGCCCACCGAGAAGAAGGCCAAGAUCGACAUGAACACAAUCGCCGGCCAUGUGGAGCGGCCCGGAGCCGCCAAGCUGAUCGCACCCAAAAAGAUUCAAACCCUGGUGGAGACCAAUCUGUUCUCAGAUGCCUUGGCCGCCUCUAUUGAACCCAAGAAGGUGGUCAAGCGCAAGCGACCGGCGUCUGCGUCAUCGCCCACGGACAAGGAUGCGCCGCUGGCGCCACUUAAAUUCUACCAGGACACCCUAGACGAGUCUAAGAGCGAGGAGAAGUCGGACGACAGCAGCAAGGAAAACGACGAUGCUCGAUCUGCGUCGCCUGGCAAGGACACAGAUGCCGAUGACGAUGACAUUCCCCUUAAGAGAGUAAAGGAGGACAUCGAGCAGAAGGUUCAAAAGGAGAAGGCAGCUGCAGGCGAAUCUGGCGAAGGGAUUACCACUGAUGGCGUUGAAGAUAUUCCCGAGGAGCCAAGAAAACCGGGACCAGGCUGUGGACCCGAUGGACCGCCUGGCGUCCUAAUGCUGCAUCGCCGUAAGGGGCCGAAAAAGAAGCUCACAUGGCAGCCGGAGGAUAAACUUACCCAGAUUCGGUACUUCGAGGUCGAUCGAUCGGAGCGCGUAAAUGUGAUGAAACAGACGUUCCUGGAAAUGAAGAACAUGGAGCGGUUCAGCGAGCGGGAUGCUCUAACAAUUGCAAGACGAGGGUUCGAUGAUACCAUGGAGCCUCAAAUGGAGUGGCGUAAUCUAAUCGAGGUGGACAAUGUGCCUGAUCAUCCGAAUGGAAAUCUCUCAAAGCAACGGCAGGUGCAGAUGGAUAGAGAGGCUACUACGCUAAGAGCUUUAUACUUUUCGCCCGACAUGAUACCCGACACCCCUGCGGAGGCGGAACUGGAGCCGCAUUUUGCUCACGACAUUCCUGUCAUACCCAUGGAUGAUCUAACUGGGAAUCCAGAUGCCGUCAAUGAUUAUAGUACCUUAGCAUGGCCAGAGCCAAAGGGAUAUGCACCCAGCUCGGUAAUCGGAUCGAAUAACAACGGACCAGCGGAUAUGGGUUUCAAUGACAACAUGAUGCAGGGAAUGGGACCUGGAUCGAAUAUGAUGCAAAAUCCAUUUGAUCCCUUCAUGGUGCGCAUGCCAUCUUCAACAGGUAUGCCACCAUCACCCAAUCUAAUGCCAAAUCAGGUUCCCAACGGACCGCCGCAAAUCUGGCAGAAUCAAAUGGGCCCGGGAGGUGUACCGCCCAUGAUGAAUGGUCCCGGUCCUGGCAUGGACAUGAACAAUAUGAACAACAUGAACAACAUGAACAACAUGAACAACAUGAAUAACAUGAAUAACAUGAACAACAUGAAUAACAUGAACAACAUGCCUCCACCGAACUUUAUGGGCAAUCAGUUUGGCAACCAAGGUCCACCGCCGCCAUUCGGAGGUGGCCCACCUGGAUUCAAUCAAUUCCCGCCAAUGAUGAUGAACGGCCCAGGACCAGGACCUGGAAUGGGAUCCAACGGUCCAGUAAUGGGACCCAACGGCCCUAUGAUGGGACCCAAUGGUCCUGUUAUGGGACCUAAUGGUCCAAUGAUGAACGGACCACCGAACGGACCUAUGAUGAACGGACCACCAAACGGAAUGGGUCCAAUGCAGAACGGAGGAGGACCCAGAAACAACAAUAGAAACAAAAAUAAUGGCGGCGGAAACUGGCGCAGCGGUGGGAACAACUUCCAGGACAACUCCGGCGGCAACUGGCGGUCAGCAGGAUCUGGCUCCAACCGAGGAGGAGGAGGAGGAGGCGGUGGAAACACCGGCGUCUGCAAGCAAUUCAUGCGAGGUCAUUGCAACAUGGGCAAGAACUGCAAGUACGUGCAUCCGCAGAAGAACCGCUUGUAGAACUUAGCCGAAUCUUCUGCGGAAGAUUCAGUUGUAUAGAUCUCAGACGCUUAAAGGAGGAACCAAGCCCCAAAUGAAGACUGUAGCCAGGUUAGCCGCUGUUAGUUGCCUAAUCUAAGUGUAUAUAUGUAUUUUCUAUAUUUUUGUCUAUCGCUAAGUUUUUAGUCUAAGACUUGCGUUGAACUCACAACCCCAAGAGGCAGCAUAUUGUUGCUGUGUACUUAUACUGAAGGAUCCAUUCGAAUUUGUAUGCCCCUCUUAGCUUAGUCAGGUUAUUCAUAAAGUUACGUAUUUAUAAGUUAAUAAUUAAACAAUUAAAGACCAAGUCGUAUGAUGAAACACAAA